This is a messenger RNA of Xenia sp. Carnegie-2017, 3483 nucleotides long. RefSeq names its product choline transporter-like protein 4. Gene Ontology annotation, molecular function: transmembrane transporter activity. Gene Ontology annotation, biological process: transmembrane transport. Gene Ontology annotation, cellular component: membrane. Lineage: Eukaryota; Metazoa; Cnidaria; Anthozoa; Malacalcyonacea; Xeniidae. The record is from RefSeq and is a predicted model, not a curated record.
UGCACAUCAAAAAUAUACAUUCUGACAAUUAAUGGCUUUUCUAAUUUCUAUGGCGUUAGUUGGCAAUGUUUUGUAGGUUUUUAAUGUGGUCGCCAUGAUAACCAAUGCUGCGUUUAUGUAGACGAAAAUUGACCAAUCACGUAAAAGAGCGGACGAAAACAUGACUUGCUUAGUAUAAUUUCCCUUCCGCAUUGGUCGUCUUUUUGCCAACUGCUCAUAAAUGACGUUCGUGUCAAUAUUUUAAAAGUUCAAAGAAGAUUGUGUAGCCUUAACAAAAGGUUUCCCAGGCGGAAAGUUUCGAAAACGAAUUGAGUCAUUUUGUUGAAUUGAAUACGCUUAAAGCACCCCCAGUUGAAGUGAAGUAAAGCUUGAUUGAAUACUUGCGACGAAUAUUUUUGUUCAAAAUAUCCAGGAUGGGUUGUUGUGGCAAUAAAACCGAGAAUACAAGCGAUAUUGACAUGGGAAAAAGCGACGGUGGUGGUAGUGGAAAAUAUGGUAAAGCCAGGAAACAUGAUCCAGAGUUUCAUGGACCCAUAAAAGACAGGAGUUGCACUGAUAUUCCAUGCUGUAUACUAUUCAUUGUAUACCUCAUUGGCAUGGUCAUUGUUGGUGGAAUUGCUUUUGCUUUGGGAGAUCCUUCUCGUCUCAUCCAUCCUGUGAACUCUGAGGGCAAAACAUGCGGACGUGGGGAACUUUCGGAUAAACCGAAUUUGUUGUUCUUUGAUUUGACGGAUUGUAUUAGCUUAUCCAGUGCAACAUCUUUGAUAAGUGGAUUGAAUUUUGCCUGUCCUACAACUCAGGUCUGUGUUAAAAGUUGCCCAAAAGAAAACGAACUUGGAUAUAGUCGAAAAUUUUGCAUGAUGGAAUGCAGACCUGAUAUUGUUAAAACUUCAUGUGAUGAGGAGGAUGAUACUGUUGAACUUAGACGUGAAAAAGAACUUGUUUCCAAUGGUUCGUGUGCUCCGUAUUACUUGAAAAGUGAAGACAUCUUAAAUCGCUGCAUUCCUACCGUGUUUGGUGAAACGACCAGCACUCUAACCAACGCGAACAACACAUUUCUCAGAAAUACAAACAAUGAAACUUUCAAUGAAACUAGUGUGGAAAGAGGUUCAAAGUACGUUCAAGCUUUGAUUAACGUGCAGAAUGUUGGUUUCAAGGUGUUGGAAGAUGUCAGUAAUUCUUGGUGGUGGAUAUUAGCCGGUUUUGGCAUAGCAGUCGGCAGUUGUUUUCUCUACAUCGUACUCAUGAGGUGGAUUGCUGGAUUGAUGGUGUGGGUAACAUUGUAUGCUGUGUUCACACUGUUGGGAUAUGGCAUUUAUUAUUGUUACACGAAGUCACGACUUAGACAAGAAGGAAGAUCAUCUACUUUCUCGUUCACGACUGAUCUUUCCGUGUAUACGGAUAACAAGAAUACUUGGCUGGCAUUCACUAUUAUCCUUGCCUUGUUUUCUUUCGUUCUACUGCUUGUGCUGCUCGCACUACGAAAGAGAAUACAAAUUGCUAUCGCAUUGAUCAAGGAAGGCAGCCGAGCCAUUUCAUCAAUGUUGUUUACUUUAUUAUUUCCAAUCAUACCUUGGUUGUUACAGUUGAUAGUUUUCUCUUGGUUUGUGGGUGUUGGAGUUUACCUCGUUACAACUGGAGAUGCCGAGUUUCAACAAGUUGUCAAUGAAAACGGGACAAAAACAGUCACGGGACAGCUUUGUCAGAGUUUUAAGACCUCCGCAAAUGAAACCUGCCAAUUUCUCAAGUACUCGGAAGAAGUAACCAUAUUACGGCUUCAAAUCUAUCACUUGUUUGGUUGGUUUUGGUUGCUGAAUUUCGUGAUAGCGCUUGGUCAAUGUGUCUUGGCUGGAGCUUUUGCUUCUUAUUAUUGGGCAUGGGAUAAAAAGACGGAUAUUCCCACAUUUCCAGUCAUGUCAUCUUUCUGGCGUACCUUACGUUACCACACUGGUUCUCUUGCGUUUGGAUCUUUGAUCAUUGCAAUUGUGCAACUGAUUCGAACUGUUCUUGAAUACAUCGAAUAUAAACUCAAAGAAAGCGGACAGAACUAUCAAAUUGUAAAGUUCAUUUUAAAGUGUUUAAAAUGCUGUUUUUGGUGCUUGGAAAAGUUCUUGAAGUUCCUGAACAAGAACGCUUACAUUGAGAUCGCUGUUUACGGUAAGAACUUUUGCGUGUCCGCAAAGAACGCGUUUCUGUUAUUGAUGAGGAACAUCCUAAGGGUGGCCGUCUUGGACAAAGUCACAGACUUCUUGUUGUUCAUUGGAAAACUGACCAUCACACUGGGAAUGGCCGUGGGAAGUUUUUAUUGGUUCGAAAGAGAGAAAAACUUAAACUAUUAUUUGGCACCUGUCAUUAUCGUUACGGUGGCAACAUACGUUAUCGCCUCGGCGUUUUUUGGCGUUUAUGAAAUGGCCAUUGAUACUUUGUUUUUGUGCUUCUUGGAAGAUUUGGAGCGUAAUGAUGGCUCCGAAACUAAACCUUACUACAUGUCAAAAAGAUUGAAGAAAAUUCUUGGCAAAAAGAACAAGAAAAAUUCUGACAGCGAAUGAUUUAAUGGAAGGUUUAUUUACAGGUAUUUCGACUACUUUCAAAACUCUGUAAACAGGUUUUAGAUUGACUCUCAAAGCACAGAAGAGUUUUAGUUUUCUUGUAACUUCGUUGUGAUUUUUUAAAAAUAACUUACACUAGCGCUGCAAUGCAAUGAAAGUUUUCAUUAGUUUUUAUUUGCAAUUAUUGAAGUGAUUUGAAUUGUUUACAUCGAGCGUCUAUCCACAGCCAUUAUGAACAAGGUGUUUGUGAAAAGACAUUGGUGAGGCUUGGGAGUGUGAACAAUAUCUAAUGCAUCUUGGUAGAUACUGUUCAUACUUCGAUCAUUUAGCAAAUUUCUCAAACACCCCAAAUCUUAUUGAUUGAUCAUUAGUUGCUAUGCUAAUCAUCUAAGUUUUGUACGAGUUGGAUUUAUGGAAAAGAUUUGUGGAAACGAUUUAUGGAAGACUCAAAACGUGGCCACUGUAUCAGGCAGCUUUCUUUGUGUGAAUACAGAAUAGUAAAGUAAACUAAUGCGACAAAAAAGAUUAUUUUGUAUACUGGGUGUUAUUAUUUUAACAACCCAUCCCAAUAUAUUUACAAGUAGGUUGGCAUUUUCACUCAAUUGCAACGCAAAACGAUUUAAACAAUUCAUACGCUAAACAUGUUAACAGUUUUACUUAAUUGUUGUAAGUUAUUGCUUUUGGGUUUCUGUUUAAUUUAAUGUAAUUAUUACGUAUAAUUUAUCUUCAUGAAAUGUCCGUCAUCCGCGCGCGCAUGCGUUCAUUUUUAUAAAUGUAAACAUUGUUUAUAGUGAUCAGUAUUAAAUAUUAGCACACACACGGUUUGUUAGGAAGAACAUUUUGAUGCUACAUGUAUAUCAAUGACAAUCAUUACUGAGAGCUACAGUUUGUAAAUUACUCACGUUUUGACUUAAAAUAUAAUAAUAUUUUAUAA